Molecule: messenger RNA, 2303 nt
Organism: Parus major (Great Tit)
Lineage: Eukaryota; Metazoa; Chordata; Aves; Passeriformes; Paridae
Gene: PCYT2
Product: phosphate cytidylyltransferase 2, ethanolamine
Exons: 13
Coding region: 154-1206 (350 amino acids)
Biological process (GO): phosphatidylethanolamine biosynthetic process
Cellular component (GO): cytoplasm
Molecular function (GO): ethanolamine-phosphate cytidylyltransferase activity
Source: RefSeq, a predicted model, not a curated record
GCCUCCUCUGUCACUGCGGCGGGACGGGCCCGGGCCCGGGCAGAGGACGCUCUCCGCGCAGAGCCGCCUCGGAGCGCCGGGCGAGCGGAAGAGAACGGCACCGCUCCCGAGCCGGGAGCGCCCUUGGGCUCGGCCGCCUGACGGAGCUAUGACAUGGUGCACUAUGGCCACUCGAACCAGCUGCGCCAGGCUCGGGCCAUGGGCGAUUACCUGAUCGUUGGGGUCCACACGGACGAGGAGAUUGCCAAGCACAAGGGUCCCCCUGUCUUUACACAGGAGGAGAGGUACAAAAUGGUGCAGGCCAUCAAGUGGGUGGAUGAGAUUGCUCCUGGGGCUCCUUAUGUCACCACACUGGAAACCCUGGACAAGUACAGCUGUGACUUCUGCGUGCAUGGGGAUGAUAUCACCUUAACUAUCGAUGGCAAGGACACCUAUGAGGAAGUAAAGACAGCAGGGAGAUACAGGGAAUGCAAACGCACUCAAGGCGUGUCCACCACUGACCUUGUUGGCCGCAUGCUGCUCAUGACUAAGGCUCACCACAGCAACAUAGAUGAGGACCUAGACUAUCGGAAGCACACUGACAACUUUGGGAAGGGACCUAAAGGUCACAGUCCCUGGACUGGUGUCUCGCAGUUCCUGCAGACAUCCCAGAAGAUCAUCCAGUUUGCGUCGGGGAAGGAGCCACAGCCGGGAGACACCAUCAUCUACGUGGCUGGAGCCUUCGACCUGUUCCAUGUUGGUCAUGUGGAUUUCCUGGAGAAGGUUCACCAGCUGGCAGAGAAACCCUAUAUCAUUGCUGGGCUGCAUUUUGAUCAGGAGGUGAAUCGCUACAAAGGGAAGAAUUACCCCAUCAUGAACAUCCAUGAGCGAACCCUUAGUGUCCUGGCCUGCAGGUAUGUCUCAGAGGUGGUGAUUGGAGCUCCCUACGCUGUCACUGCUGAUCUGUUGGAUCACUUCAGGGUAACACUUGUUUGUCAUGGGAUGACUGAGGUGGUGCCAGAUAAGGAUGGUUCUGAUCCAUAUGAGGAACCAAAGCAGCGAGGCAUUUUCCAGCUGGUGGACAGUGGCAGCAAUCUCACCACAGAUCUAAUUGUGCAAAGAAUCAUCAAGAACAGGCUGGAGUUUGAAGCUCGCAACCAGAAGAAAGAAGCGAAGGAGUUGGCUGUGCUGGAGGCCAUGAGAAGGUUGGAGGAGCAGAAACAUUAGGCUGCAGAGCAUGGAUGUGUGAGCCACAGAGUGCUGUAACUUCACCCUCUGGGAGAGCAACUGCUCUUCAGGAAAGAACCCCUGAAGGGGGGCAGCACUGCUGGCACCCAGGAUGUGCUGUCCUAGCUCCUCCUGCACUAAUUAUGCAGACAUAACGAGUUGGGAUUCUGCUGCCUAGUUUUAUCUCCAUUAAUCAGUCCCCAUCCCUUUUCCCAGGAGGAGAUUUGAAAAAAAACAAAAGGUUUUAAUUAUAACUAAUGUUUUAACAUGUUGAUGUGCUUUUACCUUCUGCCAUUUCUGGCUCUUAGUAGGAGGGAAGUGUAGGAGCUGCCCAUGCCCCCUUGCACUGCCAGACUUGGCUGUCCUGGCUGGGUCUGUAUUCCAGAGCAGCCCCUUGGGCAGUGGUGUGGGUGGCUGGACAGACAGUGACAGCAGCCUUGGGGACAAGAUGGGGCUCAUGUGGUUCCUCCUACAGUUUUUGCUUAGGAACAAGGGGCUGGCUGCCAGAGGUGGUGCUGGGCUCUGGUGUUCACUGUGCUGCCUCUCCUCAGAUCCUGGCCCUGUACAGACCCAGAGCUACUCUGGGUUGAGCUGGAUGAAGGCAAAUUCUUUGCUGCCCCAGUGACAGGCUGCAGGUGGCAGCUGCAUGAAAGGGCAGGUGGUGCUGGGAUGCUGGUUCAAGGCAUUUCUCCACCCGAGGCAGGGAUCCUGGGGCCUUUUCCCAAAGGCUCUUGCAUUUGCAAGGCAGCAGGACCCAGUGCCUUUUGUGGAGUGUGCUCAGAGCCCCACCUGCUGCUGCUGCCAGAGCCCACCUAGUGCCCAAUGGCUUACCUGAGGGCAGGACCCGGCCAGGUGAAGUUUUAGGGUUGUUUUCUGAUGGCUGACAUGCAGCAUGCCUGUCUCUAAAGGGAGGUGCAAGGCUGGGUGAACGGGUCCUGAGCUCUAAGCCCCAUUUGCCUCUUACAUUCCAGGAUACUGUGGUGGGUAUCCUGAGCAGCUCACUGCACUGUGCCAGAUGGUCCUUCCAGGCUGUGUCUGGUGUCCUCUCUCUUGUAAAUUUUUGUUGCUGAUCAUUAAUAAAAUGUUGAAGAGUUGUG